Messenger RNA from Anopheles gambiae (African malaria mosquito), 3538 nucleotides. RefSeq names its product chondroitin sulfate N-acetylgalactosaminyltransferase 1 (gene Csgalnact). NCBI's taxonomy places the organism in Eukaryota, Metazoa, Arthropoda, Insecta, Diptera, Culicidae. The record is from RefSeq and is a predicted model, not a curated record. The coding region runs from base 214 to 2199 and encodes 661 amino acids. Gene Ontology annotation, molecular function: glucuronosyl-N-acetylgalactosaminyl-proteoglycan 4-beta-N-acetylgalactosaminyltransferase activity. Gene Ontology annotation, cellular component: Golgi cisterna membrane. The transcript is spliced from 4 exons.
GGUGUAAAAGAGUCAACAGCACGUUUUCAAUUCUAACUAUGUACAGCUAGCUGCCGCUUUGAGGCGGAGAAUCAAUCUACACCGUGGAGCGUUUUCAUUAGAAGCAUGCUUUGUAACACUGGCUGGCGGGAAUCUAAUAGGUUCAAAUAUGUUAGUGAAAGUGUAGUACACUAUUUCCCAAUGAAUAGCGGAUUUUUCACGUGAGUUGUAAGAAUGGUGCGCAUAUUGGGUUCCAAGCUGUUCGCCAGACUGUUGCUGCUCAUAUCGUCCAUCACGCUAAUUUCGCUGAUGGUACUAACUCGCUGCGGCUUGGGAGGACUAAUUGUAAAAGAAAAUGGAUCAAUCGUUAGCGCGUCUGCUAGCGAUGCUGAAGCUGAUGCUGAAAACUACUAUCUUUCUGAUCGAAAACUACCACCAAUGGCUGUCGAAUUCUCCCUACAACAGAACCAUUACCAAGCAGAUGCUGAACAACAGCAGAACGGUUACAUGCAAAUGCUGCAACAACGUGAAGAAGAAAACCUUAAGGAGGUAGCGAAACUGACCGCUGAAAUAAAAGCGUUGAAGCUUCAGAUCUUGCAGUUGAAAAACGGGCUAACCAACGCCGGAAUGGGCAUGGUUCAACCAAACGUUGUUGAGGCAGCAGUCUCUUUGUCAAACGAUAGUAGCGCAAUAGUUGCUAAUGCUCCUCAAACAUCGCAAAUGUUACACGACUGCACGGCGUUCAUACGACGUCAAGUUGGUUCAGCCGAAAUACUGCACGGCUUACCUCUAAACAAUGAGUACGAACUAAUCCCGUUCAACCACUUCACAUUUAGCCGUGUUUAUCCAAUCGAGCUUGGGUUAGGAAAGCGAGUGGUAGAAAAACCAAUCGGCUACAAAAGAAAAGAUAUUCUAAGUGCACUGAAUAAGGCGCUGGAGACGCUCAAUCGUAAUGCAAGUUCGUCAGCGCAGCGUUACACUUUGGACGACUUUAUCGAAGGUAUUUAUCGAAACGAGCCAACUACUGGUACACAGUACGAGCUGUACUUUCGCACGAAGGAAUCCGCUAAUCGCAGUCAGCAACAGCAACAGAUUGCACAGCAUCACGAAUCACAUGGUACUACGAAGCUUAUAGUCAUGCGACCCUUUGCCUCACUGCAGACAGUCCAACUGGAAGCGUAUUCAAAACACCAAGAAAAGGAAAUAAUUUACAUUAUCCUGCCCUUGUCCGGACGCACCAUCACGUUUCAAAGCUUUAUGGAGAAAUACGUAAAGAUCGCGCUCAAACACGAUAAACGUGUACACCUUACUGUCGUGUAUUUCGGCGAGGAAGGCUUAGCUGAGGCACGUACAAUUAUGAGUAGAGUAAUCGGAAUGAAAAACAGCGGAGCUACGAACUCUAAUUUGAAGCUGCUCGCAUUAAAUGAAACGUUCUCCAGAGCCAAGGCGUUGCGAGUGGGUGCAGAAAAUGUGUGGAGUUCACAGGCAGAUAAAAACAACGACAUAUUAUUAUUCAUGUGUGAUGUAGAUAUCGUUUUUAGCGCCAAGUUUCUAGAUAGAUGUAGAUGGAACACCAAGCCAAAUAAAAAGGUCUAUUAUCCAGUUGUCUUCAGUCUCUAUAAUCCUCAUGUCGUGUACACACUACAGGGCAAAGAUGUGCCUCCCGAGACUGACCAGCUAGUCAUUUCGAAGGAUUCCGGAUUUUGGCGGGAUUUUGGUUACGGUAUGACUUGUCAAUAUCGCUCUGACUUUUUACGAGUUCGAGGCUUUGACGAGGAGAUCAUUGGUUGGGGUGGAGAGGAUGUGAUGCUUUAUCGAAAGUACGUGAGAUCACAUAUAAAAGUGAUAAGAGCUACCGAUCCUGGAGUCUUUCAUAUUUGGCAUCCGAAGGUGUGUACCGGUCCAGUGAUGUCCGUCACCUCAAAUCAACGGCUUACUCUCGACCAAUACCGGGCCUGCAUUCGGUCACGAGCACUCAAUGAAGCAUCACACGCACAACUAGGAUUUCUAGCCUUCCGGGAUGAUAUCGCGGCCAAUGAAUACAUAUUAGCACAGGGUGCCAAACUAAACCAAGAGUCAUCUACGACCAAAACUAACCUUACUCAUCCGGAUAAUCCUUUCGUUCAUAGUCCCACGAAUUCCAUUAGAGAUAGUGUAAUGGUUCCGAACGGUUCGAGCUGGACACCAAAUAAAGGCAUCGACAGUAAGAAGGCUACAUGAUCGUUCAUGACAAAGCAUCAGGAGAGCAUAUGGAGGAUGGAAUUUUAGCAUUGGGGCAAUGACAUCGAUAAUGAUCCUUUGUAUCCUCUUCUGAAUUUGACAACUUUAAUUAAUUUUGCGUAUAAUCCCUGAUGGUAAAGGACGGAAAGAACAAUACAUGUGUCAUCUAUUAUGAUUAUUCAUUUCACGCCAAAUGUACAAUCCUGACAAUGCCGAUCGAUAAAGGAUAUUAUCAGUUGAGUUCUAUGUACAUAGCGCUGUAUAUAAAUAACACAGCGAGUAAGGACGUUUUUUAUUCAGUAGGAUGCUGAGGAUAGGAUUGCUUAAUAAUGAACGUUUUUUUUUAAUUAUAAAAAUGUCAUAGGCGAAAUCUUUUUUGAAGUUUACAUUGAUAUGAGUCGUUGGAUUGAUUUUUGGCAAUGCAUGAGUUAAUUUAAAUACUCAUACAUAAAAUAUAACUGGAAAGAUAAUAGUGCGAUAGUUAAGAAUGAAAAAGAAUUUACACUUGAUUAAAUAUAUUUGCUUUGUUAACUUACUUAGCUGUAUCAACCGCAAUUGAUUAUUCAGUACUAACGGCUAUUUCACAUUACUUAUUAAAUAAUAGCUUAUAACUUGUUCAAAUCCAAACAGUUUUUACCUAGUUUUAAGUAGUAAGACUAGUAGCUGCUCACAAUUUGCAUUAACUAUUAUGUUUAUUUUUCAUGACUUUCCAGAAUACAUGAUGUAUGCUGUGUGUGAGUGAGAAAAUUUGAAUAGUGCGCAAAAGAAAUGUUCUAACGUUACAACAGUUAUACAAUUAUCCGUAGGAGCAUAGAAUCGUAAAGAAACAAACAUGCCACAGUGCAUUCAUUCCAAAUUGAAUUUCAAAUGAAGGCCUUUGAAACCUGAGGUUUGUUAGGCAGUAUGGGCACAUAAACAUUACUAAUUUACUAUUUUCCUUUAUUUUGAUAGUGACGAUAAUCAUAUCAUAGGGUAUGGAAAUUGUUCAAAGAUGAAAUAAAAUUGAAAUGAAAUAAACAAGAAUAGUACAUCCGCUGUCGAACUGUAUAUACCAUUCAAUUGUUGCGUAAAACUUUAUGAAACAUAACAUCAACGAUCCCCAAAUUUUUACGAUAAUAGCGUAGACCGCCACAUAAGUACGGCAUACUUCUUUAGUUUUCCUUCUGAUAUGUUUAACAAUUUCCCAACAAAAAAGAAAAAUGCAAUCGAUUGUAAUUUAUUGCGCGAUGAAAGAAAACAGUAAGCGAACUAUCAGUGCUAAAACAGUUUAUAAUUAUAACUGCACAAAACAAAGCCAAAGAUAAAUAACCAGAUAUAAAUAAACAGACAUAAGGAACUA